This is a messenger RNA of Paramecium pentaurelia, 1197 nucleotides long. NCBI's taxonomy places the organism in Eukaryota, Ciliophora, Oligohymenophorea, Peniculida, Parameciidae. The record is from the annotation of a GenBank genome assembly.
AUGAAAAAUAAUGAAUAAAUUAGCUUUGAAAAUGUUGUACUAAAAACAAGCCCUGAAAAUGAAACUGUCAUUGAACUAGAAUUUCAAUAAACUCAAUCUGAAACGUAGUUAGAUUAAAUUUUGGAAGAAUAAAUGUUUAAUGAGAAACUAAAACAAUGUGAAUAAAAAAGAAUAGAAAAAUUGUAGAGGUAUUUGAUUAAUAAUCUAUAAAAACUAAUUUCAGAAUACCUAAAGAAUUUUAGGAUAGAUUACCUACAAUUAGAGAAAUUGCUGAUAUUUCUAACUCGUAAUUGCAUAUCACACAAAAUUUGAAAGAAUAUACAGAAUAAUCUAACACUAUGGUUUAGAAUGAUAAUUAAAAAAUGAAAAAAGUCAAACAGAGAAUAUAAAAAAAGAAUAAAUUUGAACAAUAACUUAUGUAUUAUUCUAGCAUAAACAUCUCUCAAUAUUAUGUUGAUAAAUCAAUUGAUUGUAGAUGGAAACUAUUAUUUACAUAUUAUAUAAUAAUUAUUGGAACUAAUAUCACAUUAAAUUUGAUUGAAUUAAUUAGAUAUUAAUAAAGCUUUUGUAGGUUAUAAGGAUUAGAUCACUCGCUCAUUUAUAUUAAUUAAAUUGCUUACAUUGCAUGCAAGGUUGGAAUAUUAAAUAUCAUCUAUUAAGAAUUUACUAAUACUUUACCAAUUAAAGUCAAAGUUCCAUUAUUAAAUCAGGUUGUAUUUAGUUGUAUAUUUCCAAUUUUGUCUAUGCCUCUUUAUAUAUUUGACUUUGUAUAAUGCCAAUAUAGAAUUAAGAUUUUCACCCUUGAUUAAAGUCUUAAACUAUUAAAUUUAAUAGACUGGUUGAUUCUAUCAUUAUUAAUUCUUAUAAUAAUAAUUUAAUCAUGUUGUAGAAUUUAGAUUUCAAGUUAAGUCUUAUAAAAAGUCAUGUAAUAAUUACAAUAUUCUUUAUAGGAAAUAUAUGAAGAUAGCAUAUUAUAUAUCAUUGAUUAUAGUGCACUGUAUAUCAAUUAUAAUGGUCAUAGGGUAAUCUUUUGAUAAUAUUAUGCCUGCAAUGAUAAUGGAGAAUUAUUACUUCAUAUUUUCUGUAGUAUUAAUGUGCUAUUUGUCUAUAUAAAAAUAUUUCUUUCACAAAAUACCAUUUUAAUAGAACUCUUAUUAUUUAGAAAAUGAUACAAAUUAAAUGUCUUUAAAAUCAUGA